AUGGUCUUGGAAGCCAAUGCAUUCGCAAGGAUGCAUGAACUAAAACUACUCCAUCUUAGUCAUGUACAACUCGACGGAUCUUAUGCAGAAUUUUGUACAAGAUUAAGAUGGUUGUGUUGGAAUAAGUUUCCUUUGGAUUCUAUACCCACAGAUUUUCCUUUGGGGAGCCUGAUUGUUCUUGAAAUGCAAUAUAGCAGCUUGAGGCAAGUCUUCAAAGGAACAAAACGUCUUUCAUCAUUGAAGAUCCUUGAUCUCAGCCAUUCUCAUUCACUUACAGAACUCACCAACUUUUCAUUUUUCCCAAAUCUAGAGAAAUUGAUUCUUGUAGAUUGUGAAAGACUGGUUGAUGUCAAUGAAUCCAUUGGGAACCUUGAGAGACUUGUUUACUUGAGUAUGAAGGAUUGCAAAAAUCUUAGGAUGCUUCCAGAGAACAUGUUUUUGCUAAAAUCACUUGAAACACUUAUUAUAUCUGGUUGCACAAAUCUUAAUAAGUUGUCAGUUGAGAUGUUAAGGAACAUGGAAUUUCUGAAAGUGCUUGAGAUGGAUGAAAUUCCGAUAACUCAAUUAUGGCGAGGAAGAAGUUCAUGUAUCUUGAGUUCUUUACCAUGCUCUUUAGUAUAUUUAAGUGUUUGGGGUUGCAAUCUUUCGGAUGAUGACUUUCCUAGGAAUUUUAGUAAUUUAUCCUCAUUGCGAAGACUAAACGUAGGGAAUAAUCCAAUUUGUGUCCUACCAAAUUGCAUCCAAGGUUUAGCAAGAGUCGAUAAACUCUCUUUUCCCAUGUGUAAGAGGCUCAAAUCGCUUGUGGGUUUGCCAGAAGUAGAUGACUUGGAUAUCCAACAUUGCGUAUCAUUGGAAAAAAUAACAUAUCAGUACUUUCCACGCUAUAAGCAUGCCUAUUAUUACUUUCCACAUCAUAUUUGGCCAUCUACCCGUGCGAAUGGGAACCCCAACCUGGUUGAGUGGGAGGAUUCUUACAAGGUAGAACCUAUUGGAAGAGUUGACGUAGAUAUGAUCAACCUCUUGGGCUUGUGCAACUUGGAAUCCAUGGCACCCAUUCGGAUUCACAAACCAUUCUCUAGUGCAAUAGAUCGAAGUCCUGUCCAGGGACUGUAUGAGGGUCGUAAAUUCAGCACAUUUUUUGGUGGGAAUGAGGUUCCAGUCCAAUUCAGCCAUAAAAGUAGAGGGUCCUCAAUAUCUUUUACUGUGCCUUUGCUUGAUAAUCACAUAAUUAAAGGCUUGAACGUCUGUGCUGUCUAUGCGAGUUCUAGCUCUCAAUUUCUUUACAAUUAUUGGGAUGGUAUUGAAGGUAUUGCUGGGCAUAUGAUUACUAGAGUCAGAAAUAAGAGCAAGGGUCUGAAGUGGUACUCUUUACCAGAACACUUUGGUAUUCCACAUGGAGAAGACAUUAUAUGGUUAAGCCACUGGAAGUUUAAGGAUGAGCACUUAGAAGGUGGCGAUCAAGUGGUGGUUUCAGUACGUAUGGCACAUUGCUUUCAGGUAAAGGAGUUGGGGAUCCAGUUUGUGCAGGUGGAACAAGAGAGUAAUAAUAUGAUGAGUACCACCGUUUAUCCUGUUUAUCCAAGUUUUAUGAGUCGCUUAGAUUACUUGUUCAAUGAUGAGGACUCUGAUGAAGAUACAAGAGACAAUGAAGAAGAGCAACAGGAUGAUCGCUCAAUUGCAGCCCCCACAGGCAGUAAUAACUGCAGCAGCUGCCUCCAUGGCUGGAAAGUGCUCAUCACCGCAGCUUGCAACCUCACGCUCUCUCUCUCACGCAGACAGAAGCAACAGUCAGAAAGCCGUGGCUGAAUUAUUUGUACAUCUCAACUCAACAGCUGGUUAUUUGUACAUCCAAUGUCUUCCCAAGACCUAUUCGUUUCAUAGCAUCAAAUACAUCUUCUAUUGAACCAAUAAUUGGCAACUGUCCAAUUCAGAUCUUCACUGUGAUUUACAACAAAGCUAU
Prunus avium (sweet cherry) is the source of this 1960-nucleotide messenger RNA. The record is from RefSeq and is a predicted model, not a curated record. Lineage: Eukaryota; Viridiplantae; Streptophyta; Magnoliopsida; Rosales; Rosaceae.